CUUGCCAGCGACAUCCUGGACAUCAUCCAAGGCUACAGCCAGCACUUGCCCUCAGCCGACAACGAGGGCGAGACUGGACACUCUCAGAAGUGGCUGGGAAAGGGUCUAUUCAUGGACAAGGUCAAGGCCCAGCUGGAGAACAACCAGGCCAUCCGCCUGAUUCUGCCUGCUUUUCCUUGGAAGAGUGUCAACAAGGUGGACAAGGUUACCGGCAUCCUGCCUGACCUGGGCGAGGAGCUUGCUCUCUACCGCCUCAACCAGAUGUGUGAGGACAUCAGGGCUGUCUACCCCCUUGGCGGUCAAGUCCACAUAGCCACAGACGGGCUUGUCUUCGACGACGUGGUCGGCAUCCCUGAUGAGGACACGUGGGCUUAUGGAGAGGGCCUGCUGGCCAUGGCUCGCGAGCACAAUCUCAAGAACAUCCGCCUUAUGCGCGUCAUGGAUAUCUUUGGCUACACCGAGGGCAAGACUCUUGACCAGGAGCUGUACCUAUCCCUGGCAGAGAGCUGCCGCAAGGAGAUCCUGGCCAAGUACGGCCGCACAGAGGAAGAAGUCCGCCAGAUGAUGAAGGACGACCCAGACACGCUCCUGACCUACCGCGGCUUCAUUCACUUCCUCGAGGCCGAUCUCAAGUACAGCCCCGUCACGGCGGCCACCAAGGCCAUCAGCGGCAACCAGUACCGCAAGACAGUCAAGAAGGUGGCCAUCCAGAUGAUGAUCCGUGCCGAGUCCUUCACCAAGCUGCUGCAGGCACGCUGUGCAGACUACGUGCGCCUCUCGAUCCACCCUUCCACAGGCGCCGUCAAGCUCUCCGUCCCGCUGGUCGUGCAGGGCUCGGGCGCGUUCCCUCGUUCCCCGUGGCAUUCGAGCCUCGCCAUGGCCGUCGACGGCUCCUACAGCACUGUUCCCGCGCGGGAUGUACGUGAGACGCACGAUCUGAUCCUGCAAGAUGGCCGCGGCUACUACUUUCGAGAGAAGUCGGACGUGUGG
Molecule: messenger RNA, 990 nt
Organism: Cryphonectria parasitica EP155
Lineage: Eukaryota; Fungi; Ascomycota; Sordariomycetes; Diaporthales; Cryphonectriaceae
Exons: 1
Source: RefSeq, a predicted model, not a curated record